UUUUGAGUAUCCCAUUUCUUUUGAUAAUAUGCAAAAAUGAACACUCCAUCGGCAGCCCAAGUGUUACGUUUAUAUAAAAAUUUACUACGAUACGGACAAAACCUCCAGUACACCGAUAAGGAUUAUUUCUGCAAUCGCAUAAGAAAAGAGUUUCGGAACAAUAAAACUUGUUCUAGAACAGAGGAUUUAAUUUUCAACUUUGAGAAAGGAAGGGCACUCUUAGAAAACGGCCGAGUUGUGUGACGAUACAUAACCUUAAAAUAUUUCAAAAUGAUAGCAUACCGAAAUCUUUCAAGUUUUUUACACCCUGCUAAACAGUUAAACUAUAGUUUGUUAACU
Molecule: messenger RNA, 339 nt
Organism: Ctenocephalides felis (cat flea)
Lineage: Eukaryota; Metazoa; Arthropoda; Insecta; Siphonaptera; Pulicidae
Product: MIEF1 upstream open reading frame protein
Exons: 2
Coding region: 37-243 (68 amino acids)
Source: RefSeq, a predicted model, not a curated record